This is a messenger RNA of Eruca vesicaria subsp. sativa (arugula), 656 nucleotides long. NCBI's taxonomy places the organism in Eukaryota, Viridiplantae, Streptophyta, Magnoliopsida, Brassicales, Brassicaceae. The record is from the annotation of a GenBank genome assembly.
GAAGUCUCUCAACCCCGAUGGCUACGAAGCUUCAGAAAUGGCUCAACCUGCCAAAUCGUAUAGAUCUGACAUCACGGAGAUCCGCUCAAUCGACGAUACGUCUCCUCCACGAAGGUCCAGACACCAUGGAGGAGCUCUUCGAUAGACACCUGGCGAAGAAGGAGAAACCGCCGCUGAUCAACGACGACGAGGCGGAGUAUCUGAACAGACGGCGUCUGACGAGCACGCGCCGCGAGGCGCUGAGUUUAUACAGGGAUAUAUUACGCGCGACGCGGUUCUACGUGUGGACGGAUUCGAGGGGAGCCUUGUGGAGAGACGUGCUGAGAGAGAACGCUAGGAAGGAGUUCGAGGCUGCGAGGUUUGAGACGGAUCCGGAGGUUAUCACGAGGUUGUUGAUCGGUGGAAGCGACGCCGUUUCGUCUGCUUUGGAUAAGUUGGCGGAGAAGCAGAAGGAGAUGAUUGAUAAAAGAAACCGAAACGACCAACCAUGAAUUCGAUGUUUUUUUUUUCUUUUUUUAAUUGCCUAAUCAGUUUAAACUGUGUGUUGUUUUGUUAAUUGGUCUUUUUGAUCAGGUGUAUGUCUGAAACAAUUGUCGACAAAAAAAAAGUAUGUCUGAAACAAUUUAUGUUAUAUACAAAAAAACACUUAACAGGCA